This is a messenger RNA of Schizophyllum commune H4-8, 1236 nucleotides long. RefSeq lists its product as uncharacterized. The coding region runs from base 76 to 1110 and encodes 344 amino acids. The transcript is spliced from 4 exons. NCBI's taxonomy places the organism in Eukaryota, Fungi, Basidiomycota, Agaricomycetes, Agaricales, Schizophyllaceae. Gene Ontology annotation, molecular function: methyltransferase activity. Gene Ontology annotation, biological process: methylation. The record is from RefSeq and is a predicted model, not a curated record.
CGCGCCUUUCACGUCCGGGACACCUCUGCUUGAAGGUCUGAGGGCGCAGCAACCGUAAUUUGCAGCUCGACGACCAUGCCCGCAUUGAGCAAGAAGAAAGCAUCAGGCCGCGAGCAGCUCGCGCGGCUAAAGCGAGAGCACCAGAAACGACCUCUCUAUGCAACCCACACCCGGAACCAGCAGCGCAAUGCUGACGAGGCUAUCCCUGAGGUGCAGGCCACCUGGUUCGAGAACAUGAAGAAGGUGAUGAACGAGAUCGAUUGGGCGACGGACGGCAGGGCGCUUCCGCUCGAGGGGCCACUGCAUUUUCUGGACCUCGGAUGCUGCCCCGGAGGUUUUUCCUCCUACAUUUUAAAGAAAAAUCCGGAAGCUUGCGGAGUGGGCGUGUCACUUCCAAGCGGCCACGACUAUUUACUCGAAGAAGAGUUCCGUCCCCGACACGAGCUCUGUUGGGCCGAUCUGCUGCGCUACCCGAUGUGGGAGUCCAGGUGCGGCGACCGAAUGAAGAAUUUCGACGACCUCCCCUGGGGCCUUCGCUGUCGGCACUUUGAUCUGGUCAUCCUCGAUGGGCAUCCCCUGCGCUCGCAGAAAGCGGACACCUCCAACGUCGGCCCGCGCCUCCUCGUCACCCAGCUCCUGAUCGCGCUGCAAACUGUCCGCCGCGGGGGGACUAUAAUCGCGAAGCUGAGCGGCGUACACCGCCCAGAUACGCAGGCUAUCUUGUGGAUGCUGGACGCCCUGUCUGACCGGUUGACGACGUGCAAGCCGGUCAGCAUGCACGCGACGCGCGAUACGUUCUACGUGGUUGCGGAGGGGAUGCAGAGAGAGGGCUGGGUCGGUAUGGACACGGAUGAUGGGCGGUGGGCGAGGGUCCUUGGGAUUUUGGAGGUGAUACAUGGGUUGGAGGGGAGGUGGGCGGAUGUGACCUUCCGUGGGGAUAAGAGGAGAGUUGCUGAAGGGAUGAUGUGGGAAGCGGUCGGGUGCGGGGAGAAGGACAGGGUGGCGUUCAAGAAGCGGAUGGAUGAGUUGGCGGAGCCUGUAGAGCUCGUGCAACGUUUGGCGCUUGAGGGGCUGGCGGAGGAGGAGAAGGCCCGUCCUGGAGAUAUGUGACUGAUAUUGGACUGUUCUGCGUCUGUUUCUUGUAUUCACGCUCUCGUUCUCACAGCUGCUGUCUAUCUCUUUUGCUGUCUCGCAUGUAUUUGUAUUGCUAUAAUUCGACCCAUACUUGCCCUUUUA